UCAUAUCGCUUGUCUCAUAUUCUGUUCCUGGGGAAGCUUCUCGCUGACUGUGUGACAACGAUUUGUGUCUGAUUUUCUGAGUCUAAACAGAAGAGUGAAACUAAUAACAUGGCAAGAAAUUCAGAGAAAGCCAUGACGGCUUUGGCCCGUUUCAGAAAUGCACAAAUGGGUGAUUCAAAAAUGAAGGAGCGACGUCCGUACCUUGCAACUGAAUGUGAAGAGCUUCCCAAGGCUGAGAAAUGGAGGCGCCAGGUGAUAUCUGAAAUUUCACGAAAGGUUGCUCAGAUACAGAACGCUGGAUUAGGAGAGUUCAAGAUUCGUGAUCUGAAUGAUGAAAUCAACAAGCUGCUGAGAGAGAAGGGCCAUUGGGAAGCCAGGAUCGUGGAACUUGGUGGUCCUGAUUACAGGAAAGUUGGGCCUAAGAUGUUGGACCAAGAAGGCAAAGAAGUCCCAGGAAACAGAGGUUAUAAGUACUUUGGAGCUGCCAAAGAUCUACCUGGUGUGAGGGAACUCUUUGAACAAGAACCUCCGGCUCCUCCUCGUAAGACAAGAGCAGAGCUGAUGAAGUUGAUUGAUGCUGAUUACUAUGGUUACCGAGAUGAAGAUGAUGGUGUGCUGGUACCUCUUGAGAUGGAACAUGAGAAAGACUUGAUAGCAGCAGCUGUGAGCGAAUGGACAAGUAAGAAAGAGGCUGGACUUCUGGAAGGCUUGACACAGGGAGAGGAAAAGGAAGAAGAAAACAUUUAUGCCGUUGAGCCAGAUUCUGGAUCGGAGGAUGAAGAAAUAGAUGACAAAGAAAUGGAAAUUGAUGGUCAACCAAGAUAUGUGGCACAUGUUCCAGUGCCGUCACAGAAAGAGAUUGAAGAAGCGCUCUUAAGAAGAAAGAAGAUGGAGUUGUUAGAGAAGUAUGCCAGUGAGACGUUACAGCAGCAGGGUAGCGAUGCUAAAACAUUAAUGGGAUUAUGAGAAGACAAUUAAAAACAGACUUUAACAAACUUUAUGAAGAAGCAGCAGCGAUGGACUGAAAUUUCCAAGAGGUCAUCAGCUGUUUGAAGUGCACGAGGAAUAUGCAAGGGGUUCGUGUCGCCACCAAGUUACGGAAGCUGUAACAUUCAUGAGUUCUUUGUAAAGGAACUGGCUUAUCAUCUGAGAGCUGUAAUGUAGUUUUGAUGCAGCUAAAUAUUUUUCUUCCUCUAAGCUACUAUGCCAAUAUUCAAAGCUAUUGGUAUUGGUUUCAAACCAGAGCCUUUGACUGUUAAUGAAGUCUGUACUAAUUCUGAACAGAUAUUAUCUUUCAAACCAGAGCCUUUGACUGUUAAUGAAGUCUGUACUAAUUCUGAACAGAUAUUAUCUUUCAAACCAGAGCCUUUGACUGUUAAUGAAGUCUGUACUAAUUCUGGACAGAUUCCAGCUUUCAAACCAGAGCCUUUGACUGUUUAUGAAGUCUGCACUAAUUCUGGACGGACUUCAGCCUGUAUGUGUGUUGCGCAAUACCUCAGUCACACUGCCAGACCAACUCCAAACCAAGUAAUUACUUGCCAUGGAGCUAAUAUAAUGUUAUGUUCAGGUAAUUGUUGGUCUGGUGUUGAUCUUGUUGGUGUGCCUGUCUGAGCAAAGCUUCAUAAUUUCCUAAGAUCCUUUGAGUACUCUGACAUGCAAAAAGCUGGGAACGGUUUCACAAAGCCUUUUUUCAAUGACAAAUGACAAAAAUCAGUGACAAAUCUGCUGAUAACCAAUCUGUAGCAAGGAUUUCUGUAGCUUAUAACAAAAACUGUCAUUUGUUACUGAUGACAAGUUUUGUGAAAAGGGGCCCAGUACUUUAAAGCAGAUCUCUGGCCAGUGUAUUAUGACACAAGCAGUGAUCAUACCAAAUGUGAGGGACCUAAGAAAGAUGGCUGUGACUUUUAUUAUUCCCUGGUAUGUUUCCAAACAUCAUUCUCACAUACAUAAAAGCGUUGGUCCUGCCAAACCAAACCUCGGUUGGGCCAGCAUUGCCUUCUGGUCAAUUAUAACGAUUUGUGUCUUAGAGUAAAAAAUGAAGACUCAUUGCACAUUUAAUAGGUGCUCUUGCCCAUGUAGCAAACAAAGUGAAUCUAAUUUGUUAGAUAUGUUUCUGUACUGUCAAAGAAAACAAAAGCGAGAUAUUUAUGAAAAUAAUGAAACAAAAUUGAUAAUCAUUUAUGAUAAACAUGCAAUACUAUGUGCCUUAUUUAUGCAUUUACUAACAACUUUUGGAAUGAGUCCUAUGUAAUCUCUACAACCAAUUGUUUCCACCAAUAUUGUUACAUGAUGUAAAAGGCAAGAUUGGCAUGUCAUUGCUGUAUGGAAUUUUUGUUGUUGUUGCUCAUUUCAUGGCAAUAGUAAAAUAUAACUGAAAUUACUUUUGCCUCUACAAUACAAACACCUUUGAACAUUGUCAGACAACUAACAGUUUAUGCAUGCUAUAUAAGGCAACUUCUCGGCCUGUGUGGUAUGUACAACUGGGAUGUACCACUCAUGGUUUUUUCCUUGAAUGAAUGCUUGCAGAUUGCAGUCCUGAAACCUACUGGUGAUAUAGUUUAGAUUAUAAAUGAGAUAAUUUUUGAAAGUACAUGUAAUAUCAGAUCCUCUUAUGAGUAUGGAUCUAGAAGUCUAUAAUCUAAAUUUUGUAAAAAUUAUUUUGAAAAGUGGACAACUUGACCACCAAUGAUGUAUAUUCUUUUUUACUUUACUUAUUGAGUAACAAAUUAUUGAUACAUGUAUUAUUUGUACAUAACCUGUAAAUUGUGUAAACAAAUAAUAAAAAGGA
This is a messenger RNA of Strongylocentrotus purpuratus (purple sea urchin), 2788 nucleotides long. RefSeq names its product pre-mRNA-splicing factor ISY1 homolog (gene isy1-rab43). Bases 109 to 966 code for a protein of 285 amino acids. The record is from RefSeq and is a predicted model, not a curated record. The transcript is spliced from 9 exons. Gene Ontology annotation, biological process: generation of catalytic spliceosome for second transesterification step; mRNA 3'-splice site recognition. NCBI's taxonomy places the organism in Eukaryota, Metazoa, Echinodermata, Echinoidea, Camarodonta, Strongylocentrotidae. Gene Ontology annotation, cellular component: post-spliceosomal complex; catalytic step 2 spliceosome; post-mRNA release spliceosomal complex.